AUGAGCCUACUCGACCUACCCACCGAAAUCCUGCUGAUGAUAACCGCCGCACUAGAAACGGAAUAUGAUAUCCUGCAGCUCCUGGGCACUUGCCAAACUCUUCACGAUCUUUUGCUACCGUCUCUUUACAAACGCAAUAUUGCAUCCGGCUCGUCUGCAUUGUUAUGGUGCUCUGUAAAUGGGGUCGAAACCGGAGUGCGGGGCCUACUGUCAUUGGGAGCAAAUGCCAACGUCAGCACUGGUGACAACGAUGAAAACCGGACUCCGUUGAUGCUAGCUGCAGAGCGAGGUCGUGAUCGGAUCGUCGAACUUCUCCUCGAGCACAAAGCCGACGUGAAUAUGCAGCAGGCAGACGGCAUAACUUUCAAUCCCGUGAAUUUACAACAGCAAGGAUCUGCCACUGCCCUGCAUGUCGCUGCCACACAUGGCCAUGAAAAGGCGGUACAGACCCUCCUCCAAUAUGGGGCUGAUAUCAACUCGGUUGAUGCUUAUGGCCAAACACCUUUCAUCUGCGCUGUAUUUAUGGGCCAGUGUCAGAUUAUGAGCCUGCUUCUUGACCAUGGGGCGAAUAUGGCGCCCCCAAACCUUCCCGAGGGUCAUAGUGGUCAUCAUUAUUGGUAUUCGCCAAUACAUGCAGCCCUUCGAGCAGAUAAGAAGCACAGACAGGCUGUGCUGGAGCUUCUUCUGCUCCAUGGUGCGGAUAUGGAUCUCCCGGACAACAUCGGUGAAUCUGCUUUGCAUAGAGCUAUCGCAUUCAGUGAUGUUGUCAGCGUCAAGUUUCUUAUUGACCACGGCGCUGAUGUCAACAGAAGAGGUUUUCGCCAUAGGACACCAUUACAUGCUGCGAUGGAGACGGUCCCCCACCAAGACAGAAAGCGCGGAGUGACCGGCGUGAAAGAAGACGAAGAAAUACUGAGAUAUCUUCUAGAUCGUGGAUCUGAUUGGACCCUUGCAGACGAUGAGGGUCUGACACCCCUCAACUGGGCAGAAGAAGGUCGUUGUUCGCAGAGGCUCUUGAAGAUGUUGCGGGAACAUAUCGCUUCUGUUGAAGGUACUUGA
Penicillium riverlandense is the source of this 1059-nucleotide messenger RNA. Its product is annotated as ankyrin repeat domain-containing protein. The record is from RefSeq and is a predicted model, not a curated record. Gene Ontology annotation, biological process: protein localization to ciliary inversin compartment. Bases 1 to 1059 code for a protein of 352 amino acids. Lineage: Eukaryota; Fungi; Ascomycota; Eurotiomycetes; Eurotiales; Aspergillaceae. Gene Ontology annotation, molecular function: protein binding. Gene Ontology annotation, cellular component: ciliary inversin compartment. The transcript has a single exon.